AUGCACGAAGAUGUGGAACCUGCAGGCAGCUCACAAUCUUUAGAUAUGGCGUCGAGAAUUCGGCAUCGAAACAGACGAGGAAGCAGACAGGAUGCAAAUCACGUAAUCGCCCCAAGUGAAGCUCGGACAUUAAAAGAAGAGAAGGGCAGUGAUGACAGCAAAAUAUCAGACACACGGCAAGAGUCAGUGAGUCGAGGAGGGCAGGUGUGGGCUCCGGAAGGUUCCACUGCUUUCAAAUGCCUGCUCUCUGCCCGCUUCUGUGCGGCGUUGCUGAGCAACAUCUCAGAUUGCGAUGAGACCUUCAACUACUGGGAGCCUAUGCACUUCCUGUUAUAUGGAACCGGGAUGCAGACGUGGGAGUACUCUCCUCUCUACGCCAUCAGAUCCUACGCUUACCUGUGGUUGCACGCUCUUCCCGCCUGCUUGCAUGCACACAUAUUACAGACCAACAAGGUGCUGGUCUUCUACUUUGUGCGCUGUAUCCUUGCCUUCUCCUGCUGUGUUUGCGAGCUUUACUUCUACAAGGCGGUGUGUAAAAAAUUUGGGUUGCAUGUGGGUCGCCUCAUGCUGGCCUUCCUGGUCUUGAGUUCUGGAAUGUUCAUCUCCUCAGCAGCGUUUCUGCCAUCGACGUUCUGUAUGUACUCGACGCUGGUGGCCAUGACAGGCUGGUUCCAGGACUCUCCCCCAUUGGCCAUUAUGGGUGUGGCAGCGGGAGCCAUUGUUGGCUGGCCCUUCUCUGCUCUGAUUGGGAUACCGAUAGCCUUCGACUUGCUGGUGCUGAAAAGAAAGUGGAAAAGCUUCAUCCUCUGGUCAGCUAUCGCGCUUCUGCUUCUGUUGGUGCCCUUGGUGAUGGUGGACUCCAGUUUCUACGGAAAACUCGUCAUCGCGCCGCUCAACAUCCUACUGUACAACGUCUUCACUCCCCAUGGCCCUGAUCUCUACGGUACCGAGCCUUGGCAUUACUACUUCAUGAACGGCUUCCUCAACUUCAACCUCGUGUUCGUCCUGGCCCUGUUCUCUCUGCCCCUCACCGCCCUCAUGGAGACCCUGCUGCACAAAUUCAACGUACAGAACCUUGGCCGACCCUACUGGCUGACUCUGUCGCCUAUGUAUGUGUGGAUGCUGGUGUUCUUCACCAGACCUCACAAGGAAGAGAGGUUCCUCUUCCCAAUCUACCCCCUUAUCUGCCUGAGCGGAGCAGUGGCGCUGUCCUCUCUGCAGAAGUGCUACCACUUCCUGUUUCAGCGGUACCGUUUGGAACACUACACGGUCUCCUCCAACUGGCUGGCCCUCACCUCCCUGUUGGCAUUCACGCUGCUGUCCCUGUCACGCUCCGUCGCUCUCUUCAGAGGCUAUCACGCGCCCCUGGACCUGUACCCAGAGUUCCACCGCAUCGCCAAGGACCCGUCUCUCCACUCGGUCCCUGAGGGCCGUCUCGUCAGUGUGUGUGUCGGCAAGGAGUGGUAUCGUUACCCCAGCAGCUUCCUCCUACCUAACAAUUGGCAGCUGCAAUUCAUCCAAUCAGAGUUCAGAGGACAACUACCUCAGCCUUACGCUGCAAGCCCAUUGGCUACUCAGAUGAUCCCCGUCAACAUGAAUGACCAGAAUCUGGAGGAGCCAACCAGAUAUGUAGACCUGCGACAGUGCCAUUACCUGGUGGACUUGGACACGGACACGGAGACGCCUCUGGAACCUCGCUAUGCUGCCAACAAGGAGGAGUGGAGCGUCAUCGCCUCCAAGCCCUUCCUCCACACAGCCAAAUCCUCUCCUUUCUUCAGGGCGUUCUACAUCCCGUUCCUGUCGGACCAGCGCACCAGCUACAGCCGCUAUGUCAUCCUCAAGCCACGGCGGCCCAAGCUGCCGAGGAAGCGCGGCCACGGCUGACCCCUGACCCCCUUCUCUCCCCCCCGCCCUCGCCCCCCCCCGACCCUCCCACGCCUCUCCAUGCAUUCCGUGUGUUUGUGGACGUGUGUGCCGAUGUGAAGGUGC
This is a messenger RNA of Osmerus eperlanus (European smelt), 1989 nucleotides long. It is a transcript of the gene alg9, whose product is annotated as ALG9 alpha-1,2-mannosyltransferase. Gene Ontology annotation, molecular function: alpha-1,2-mannosyltransferase activity. Gene Ontology annotation, biological process: protein N-linked glycosylation. The transcript has 15 exons. Bases 1 to 1884 code for a protein of 627 amino acids. Gene Ontology annotation, cellular component: endoplasmic reticulum membrane. NCBI's taxonomy places the organism in Eukaryota, Metazoa, Chordata, Actinopteri, Osmeriformes, Osmeridae. The record is from RefSeq and is a predicted model, not a curated record.